AUCUGUUUCCUCCUAUUUGCUGUUCUCUACAUAGUUUCUUACUUCAUAAUCACAAGAUACAAAAGGAAAGCAGAUGAGCAAGAGGAUGAAGAUGCCAUCGUUAACAGAAUAUCGCUGUUCUUGAGCACCUUCACUCUAGCAGUUUCAGCUGGUGCAGUCCUGCUUCUACCUUUCUCAAUAAUCAGCAAUGAGAUCCUGCUUUCUUUUCCACAAAACUACUAUAUUCAGUGGUUAAAUGGCUCACUAAUUCAUGGCUUAUGGAAUCUUGCCUCUCUUUUUUCAAAUUUAUGCUUGUUUGUGUUGAUGCCCUUUGCCUUUUUCUUCUUGGAAUCAGAAGGAUUUGCUGGCUUAAAAAAGGGCAUCAGAGCACGCAUUUUGGAAACCCUUGUAAUGCUUAUUCUUCUUGCACUGCUUAUCCUUGGAAUCGUAUGGGUGGCUUCAGCACUCAUAGACAAUGAUGCUGCCAGUAUGGAGUCUUUGUAUGAUCUCUGGGAAUUCUACCUCCCGUAUUUAUAUUCCUGUAUAUCACUGAUGGGAUGCUUGUUACUUCUGUUAUGCACCCCAGUGGGGCUUUCACGGAUGUUUACAGUAAUGGGUCAGUUGCUGGUGAAGCCAACAAUCCUUGAAGACCUAGAUGAGCAGAUGUACAUCAUCACUUUGGAGGAAGAAGCAAUUCAGAGGAGGCUUAAUG
Nestor notabilis (Kea) is the source of this 691-nucleotide messenger RNA. RefSeq names its product limb region 1 protein homolog. The record is from RefSeq and is a predicted model, not a curated record. Gene Ontology annotation, molecular function: transmembrane signaling receptor activity. Gene Ontology annotation, biological process: signal transduction. Lineage: Eukaryota; Metazoa; Chordata; Aves; Psittaciformes; Psittacidae. The annotation marks the transcript as partial. The transcript is spliced from 8 exons.